AUGCUGCAGCAGCUGUUGAUCACGCUGCCCACCAAGGCUGGCACCUGGGUGAAAUUGCAGCACCCACAGAAGGCCAGGGUACGGGAACCCCUGUGGGAAGACGUGACUAAGAUGUUUGAAGGAGAAGCGUUGGUGUCUCAGAAUGCUGAUGAGUGCCAGGAAGGAAGAAGUUUAGAGGAAGAAGUGGCCUCUGGACCCCUGCCCGCAGGAGUCCAGGAUCUGCUGACCUUCCAGGACGUGUCUGUGGACUUCACCCAGGAGGAGUGGGGACAGCUGACCCCUGCUUAUCGGGAUCUGUACCGGGAGGUCAUGCUGGAGAACUACAGGAACCUGGUCUCAGUGGCACCAUAUCUGCUCUCCAAACCAACCGUGAUUUCCCAGCUGGAGAAAGGAGAAGAGCCAUGGGCAACAGAGCAAGAAGGCCCAGGAGAUCCCAGAGCAGACUUGAAGAGUAAAAGAGAAACCAGCGUAUCAGCAGCAAAGAAUGGCAUUUUACAGGAGCAGUUAUGUCGUGGCAGAGUAAUGGAAAGAUUCAAGAGGGAUAAUGCCAUUUAUCCAACUUUGAGAGAAAUGUCCAAACAUGAGUUAGAACGGCAUGAGGAAACUCAUGGAAGAGACACAAAACAACCCAUUUUGACUCACAGCAUGAGAGGUCACGAAACGAAUACCUUUGGGGAAAAUAUUGUGAAUUUAAAUCUUAUCGAUAAGAAGCACCGCAAAGGUAACACACCUAGAAAGAGGAACAGAUACAAAUUAAACUUGCCCACUCCUUCAACAAACUGCAUAAGAGCAAAAACCUAUGAAUGUAAUAUAUGUGAAAAAAUCUUCAAGCAACCCAUUCACCUUACUGAACACAUGAGAAUCCACACUGGUGAGAAACCUUUCCGGUGUGAGGAAUGCGGAAGGGCCUUCAGUCAAAGUGCAUCCCUCACUACACACCAGAGAAUCCACACUGGCGAGAAACCCUUUGGAUGUGAAGAGUGUGGGAAAACCUUCAGACAUCGCUCCUCUCUUAAUCAGCACCAUAGAACUCACACUGGGGAGAAGCCGUAUGUCUGUGACAAAUGUCAGAAAGCUUUUAGCCAGAACAUUAGCUUGAUCCAACAUUUGAGAACUCAUUCUGGAGAGAAACCUUUUACAUGCAGUGAAUGUGGGAAAACCUUUAGGCAGAUCAGACAUCUUAGCGAACAUAUACGAAUCCAUACUGGGGAGAAGCCCUAUGCUUGCACCGCGUGCUGUAAAACCUUCAGCCACAGAGCCUAUCUGACACAUCACCAGAGAAUCCAUACUGGGGAGAAGCCCUACAAAUGUAAGGAAUGUGGGAAAGCUUUUAGGCAGAGGAUACACCUUAGCAACCAUAAAACUGUUCAUACGGGAGUGAAAGCGUAUGAAUGUGACCGCUGUGGAAAAGCCUACAGGCACGAUUCGUCCUUCAAGAAGCAUCAAAGACACCACACUGGAGAAAAACCAUACGAAUGUAAUGAAUGUGGGAAAUCCUUCAGCUAUAAUUCAUCACUUAGUCGCCAUCAUGAAAUACAUAAGAGGAAUGCCUUCCAAAAUAAUGUGAAGACAUUACUCAACAUGAAGUGA
Sorex fumeus (smoky shrew) is the source of this 1590-nucleotide messenger RNA. RefSeq names its product zinc finger protein 69 homolog. The record is from RefSeq and is a predicted model, not a curated record. Bases 1 to 1590 code for a protein of 529 amino acids. The transcript has 5 exons. Gene Ontology annotation, molecular function: DNA-binding transcription factor activity; RNA polymerase II cis-regulatory region sequence-specific DNA binding. NCBI's taxonomy places the organism in Eukaryota, Metazoa, Chordata, Mammalia, Eulipotyphla, Soricidae. Gene Ontology annotation, biological process: regulation of transcription by RNA polymerase II.